CAAUCUACCCGUUGUCUAUCAACCUUGGCAUACACAACAAACGUAUCAAUACACAACGCACAACAAUCAACACAACCAAAAGGCUGUUGAUGUUCGUGUGGGAAGGACGUGUUUCGUGCGAUCGGUAAAGUUACAAUUCUACACACAGCUCUCUAGUUAAUGUUAGUGCAUCAGUGUACCUCGUAUAAAGCAUUCAUUAUUACAGAGUUUCAAUUUCCAUUAAGUUCGAUAAAAAAAUAUUGUGCUGGGCGACUGCGGACGCCCCUAAACGCGCGCCGAAAAAGUGCAUCCCCUUGAACAUCGGUGUGUGCGUUGCCGUUUCGUUGAAUUCACCCCGCGCCAAAAACGAACACUAAAACGUGUCCUAAUUGAAGACCAAGAUCCGCUGCCUCUCUCGUUGGAGGGGUGCGCUAAAUCAACACAAACACACAAAAUGUGAAAAGAAAGUUACCAUACGGUUUCGUUGCAUCCGCACCGCAGCUGACCGUGCAGAUGCAGCUUCCGUUCAAGUGUUGUGUUGAUCUAUUACCCGUCGGCUACAGCCACGCUCGCACUUCCCUAAUCGGAACACUCACAGCCUAUGUUGUGUUGCACGAUUGAGUCAUAGCAACGCGUCCUUCUUCUGUGCCGCUUCUGUGUGGCAUGGCAAACGGGCUCGUCGAUCAUCAUCAUCAUCCUCGUCAUCAUUACCGCCGUACGUGCUGGAACGGCGGGCGGCAGAACUUUGCACCGAACGCUGAUCGAUAAGGGAAGGAACCGUACCGGAAUUGUGAUUGUGCGCGCACCAUACAUUCGAAAGCAAUAUAAAUACGCACCGCGGAUGGGCCGGCUGAGUGCAGUGCCCGCUGGACAGCAAUCCGCUCGGUAAUCGCGUGAAAGAGUUGUGUGCGCGCGCUUGUUUGGGUGAAAAGUUUGAACUAAAAAAAAUAACAAAAAGGGAAAUAAAACAAAACGCGAUCCGCAUCGUACCGUCGCGACUCACUGACACACUUUUGCGCGCCUGUUUGCCACCACACACGCACACAAAAGCUUUGGCCAUCGUAUAUCCCCACUGGCGCGAGACAACCGGACCGCUGUGGGGCGGUGAGUCAGUCACAGUCCACGCCAACUGCCGCCGAAGAAGAUUCGCUUUUGUGUGCGCUUUCCGCACAGUUUUCUGUGUGCGUACGUGUGUGUGCCUGUGUGUAAAGCAAAGUCACAGAUCAAACGAUUUGCUACGCCGCCUUUUCCUCGGAUAAGCUGCCGGGGAAACUAGAUAAGAGAAAACGGUCCGUGGGAACGAAAGCGGCUCGGCAUUCUAGCAAUUUGAGCGCGGUGAAAAGCGCGCAUUUUCCACCGACCCGCGAUGUUGAUUCGGUGUGGGAAACUGUUCCGGCCGCGCAGUGCUUUGGUGGUGAUUACCGUUCUACUCCUCACGCUACGCCCGGCCAGCGCCGACGGUGGCCUGUUUGACAACUUCAUCUCGCAGCUGAUGACGACGGCCGCUACGGCGCAAAACUUCCUCGAAGAUGCUUACGAUCAGCGACAGGGCCGGGGAACGGAACCACCACCACUGGCGGAGGUGCCUUCCGUCUCGGCAGAACCCCUCUCGCCCGUACUGAUUCCGGUCGGGAGCAUUGAUUUGAGCGAUCACCAACCGGCCAUACCGUCAGCACCACCGACCACGUUUGCCACCGGUACCACUACGAGCACGAGCACGACGACGACGACGACUACGACGACGUCCACAACGCAUGGUACGCGUGCACCGCUGCCGUUUUGGAAUCCGUUCGUUUGGUUGCGCCCCAAGGAGCCAUCCAUACCGUACAAUCCGGAUACCGAUCUCAGCACGCCCGAAAUAGCGGUCCGUCACGGCUAUCAGGCAGAAUCUCACACUCUCAAAACGGCGGACGGCUAUCUGCUGACGCUGCAUCGGCUUCCCUGCGGCCGGAUCGGAUGCACCGCGCAGGGUGGCAAGGGUACGGGUCAGCCCGUAUUUCUGCAGCACGGACUGCUGUCCAGCUCGGCCGACUGGUUGCUGAGCGGGCCGGAAAAGGCGCUAGCGUUCAUACUGGCCGACGCCGGGUACGACGUGUGGUUGGGCAAUGCGCGGGGCAACACUUACUCCCGCAAGCACGUCAGCUUCAGCAGCGACGAGACCGCGUUCUGGGACUUUAGCUGGCACGAGAUGGCCAUGUACGACAUACCGGCCGAGAUUGAUUAUCUGUACAACAUGCGCGCACAAGAGCGGAACGAUACGACGCGCAAUCUGCUGUACGUGGGACACUCGAUGGGCACGACGAUGAUCUUCGCACUGCUGGCAAGCCGCCCGGAGUACAACGAGCGGCUGGAGGCCGUCUUUGCCCUCGCACCGGUUGCGUUUAUGGGUCACGUAAAGAGUCCCAUCCGUCUGCUGGCUCCAUUUUCGCACGAUAUCGAGAUACCGCUAAACUAUUUCGAUAACCUUCGUGUUCCCAAUUGGGUUGAUGGUCUCGCGAAUGACAUUCUCAAACGACUCUCGUUGCGAUUGCUGAUGAUACUGAAAUUCUUCGGCGGCAACGAGUUUAUGCCGCAGAACAAAAUCAUACGCUAUCUCGCCAAGUACGGCUGCGAGCUGACCGAGGCGGAAAAGUACAUCUGCGAGAACACGGUGUUCGUGCUGUGCGGCUUCGACAAGGAGCAGUACAACGCCACCUUGAUGCCGGUCAUCUUUGGCCACACGCCGGCCGGCACCUCGACCAAGACGGUCGUACACUAUGCGCAGGAGAUUCACAACGAGGGCAACUUUCAGCUGUUCGAUUAUGGCGAGAGCGAAAACCAGCGCCGGUACGGCCGUGCGUCACCGCCGGGAUACAAUCUGGAAAACAUAUCCACCCCGAUAGCGCUGUUCUACGCGAACAACGAUUGGCUGGCGGGUCCGAAGGAUGUGGCCAAUCUGUUCAAUCAGCUGCACCGCACCUCGAUCGGUAUGUUCAAGAUACCGAAUGAUAACUUCAACCACGUGGACUUUCUGUGGGGCAACGAUGCGCCGGAGGUUGUCUACAAGCAGCUGCUGAUGCUGAUGCAGCGAUACAAGUAACUUCGCCAACGACAAGCCAUAUCUUGCUACCUUUUUAAAGCUGGAACACGCGAAAGUGAAUUCAAACGAGCGAACCCCUAUGACUGCAUUUUCAUGUUGAAAAUUCUUACUGUUAAGACUUCUAUGAAUUGUAUGUAUGUGUGUGUGUAUGUUGUAUGUAUGUAAAAAAUAAAAAAGGGUAAACAGCUAUCCGAGCAUAAA
This is a messenger RNA of Anopheles gambiae (African malaria mosquito), 3259 nucleotides long. Its product is annotated as lipase 3. Bases 1346 to 3058 code for a protein of 570 amino acids. Lineage: Eukaryota; Metazoa; Arthropoda; Insecta; Diptera; Culicidae. The record is from RefSeq and is a predicted model, not a curated record. The transcript has 5 exons. Gene Ontology annotation, biological process: lipid metabolic process.